Molecule: messenger RNA, 2521 nt
Organism: Triticum aestivum (bread wheat)
Lineage: Eukaryota; Viridiplantae; Streptophyta; Magnoliopsida; Poales; Poaceae
Product: cyclic nucleotide-gated ion channel 18
Exons: 6
Coding region: 141-2315 (724 amino acids)
Biological process (GO): potassium ion transport; transmembrane transport
Cellular component (GO): membrane
Molecular function (GO): voltage-gated potassium channel activity
Source: RefSeq, a predicted model, not a curated record
GCGAAGCAAAGCACCCGCAACGCGCGGCCGCCGCACCACCUCGUGGCCCCGAUGGAAGCCGCACCACCCACCCCACCCGCGCACGCGCAUGCAAUGCAUGACGAUCGACGCCCCGACGCCCACCGCCGCGAGCACCGCCCAUGGCCGGCUUCCUCCAGCGCCACGUCCUCCCGCCCUUCCGCCGCCCGCCGCUCCCCUUCUUCCGCCACGGCGCCUCCUCCUCCAACCAGCCCCCGGGCCGCCGGCCAUGGACGCCCAGCCGCAUCCUCGACCCCGGGGACGACGUCGUCCUUAACUGGAACCGCCUCUUCCUCGUCACCUGCAUGGUCGGCCUCUUCGUCGACCCCAUGUACUUCUACCUCCUCUACGCCAAGACGCAGGCGUGCGUCAAGAUGAACAUGGGCAUCGGCGUCGCCGUCACCGCCAUGCGCACCGUCGCCGACCUCUUCUACCUCGCGCACAUGAUCCUCAAGUUCCGCACCGCCUUCGUCGCGCCCAGCUCGCGCGUCUUCGGGCGCGGCGAGCUCGUCAGGGACCCCGACCAGAUCGCCAUCCGGUACCUCAAGAACGACUUCAUCAUCGAUCUCGCCGCCAUGCUCCCGAUUCCCCAGAUCAUUAUCUGGUUUGUGAUACCAGCUGUGAGCACCACCUCAGCAAACCACACCAACAACACGCUCUCGAUGAUCGUGCUGAUCCAGUACAUACCCAGAGUGUUCCUCAUCAUAUCCCUCAACUCCAAGAUCGUCAAGUCCAGUGGAGUGGUCACAAGAACUGCCUGGGCAGGGGCCGCCUACAACCUGCUUCUCUACACGCUGGCCAGCCAUGUUCUGGGAGCCCUGUGGUACCUGCUGUCCAUAGAGAGGCAGUACACCUGCUGGGUGGACCAAUGCACAAGCGAUAAUGGCACUGACCCCAGGGUGCCCAUAUGUGACAUGAGCUAUCUGGACUGCAAAUCGCUCGAGGAUCCUGUUCGGAUGAAGUGGCACGCGGCUAGCAACAUCACUAAGCAGUGCGGACUUCCCGGGGCGAGAUUUGAGUACGGGUUGUUCGAGGAUGCUCUGAAGCUUGAUAUCGUCGAUGCGUCCUUCUUCGAGAAGUAUCUCUACUGCCUCUGGUGGGGUUUCCGGAACCUGAGUUCUUAUGGACAGAACUUGCAGAACAGCACCUACGCAGGGGAGACUAUAUUCUGCAUCCUGAUCUGCAUCAUGGGCCUUGUUUUCUUCUCACAUCUCAUUGGAAACAUGCAGACGUACUUGCAGUCGAUGACGGUGAGGCUGGAGGAGUGGCGGGUGAAGCGGCGCGACAUCGAGGAGUGGAUGCGUCACCGGCAGCUUCCCCUGGAGCUCCAGGAGCGCGUCCGGAGGUUCUUCCAGUACAAGUGGCUGGCCACCAGGGGCGUCGACGAGGAAUCCAUCCUCCAGUCGCUGCCCCUCGACCUCCGCCGCGAGAUCCAGCGCCACCUCUGCCUCGCCCUCGUCCGGCGGGUGCCCUUCUUCUCGCAGAUGGACGAGCAGCUGCUGGACGCCAUCUGCGAGCGGCUGGUGUCGUCGCUGAGCACCAAGGACGCGUACAUCGUGCGGGAGGGCGACCCCGUGAGCGAGAUGCUCUUCAUCAUCCGUGGCGAGCUGGAGAGCUCGACGACGGACGGCGGCCGGACCAACUUCUUCAGCUCCAUCACGCUCCGGCCGGGGGACUUCUGCGGCGAGGAGCUGCUGACGUGGGCGCUGAUGCCCAACCCGAGCCUCAACUUCCCGCAGUCCACGCGCACGGUGCGGUCGGUGACGGAGGUGGAGGCGUUCGCGCUGCGCGCCGAGGACCUCAAGUACGUGGCCAACCAGUUCAAGCGCCUCCACAGCAAGCGGCUGCAGCACGCGUUCCGGUACUACUCCCACCAGUGGCGGAGCUGGGGCGCGUGCUUCGUGCAGGGCGCCUGGAGGCGGUACAAGAAGAGGAAGCUCGCCAGGGAGCUCAUGAAGCAGGAGGGGCUCCUCUACGACGGUCAGGGCGACGCCGGCGACGACGACGGGCAGGGCGGGGCCGGCGCCAUCGCCGGCGCCGACGCCAGCACGCCGCUGCUCGGCGAGUACAAGGGCGGCUCUGGCGCGGCGGCGUCGUCGUCCGCGGAGGGCGGCGACGGCGGCGGCACGCACCUGGGCGCCACGUUCCUGGCAUCCAAGUUCGCCAAGAACACCAAGAAGGGCGCGCACCAGAAGAGCAUGUCGCAGCGGAUCGACGACGUGUCCACCAUGAAGUUCCCCAAGCUGGCCAAGCCGGACGAGCCGGAUUUCUCUUUGCACUCCGAGGACACGCUGUAAAAAGGAACACCGAACACGAUACGUACACUGCGUGCAGCCGAAACCACUACCGUUUCUUCUCUUGUUCGGUUGUUCCUCCUCCUCUUCCUUUGUUGGGUCACUAAACGCUGGUCAGGAUCAUGAAAGGGCUGCUGCGUAGAUAGAUGGAGCUGGAGUCGCAUGUUGUACUGUACACUAGUGCUGAUUUAGUAAAGUUGAUCUUACUU